AGUAUAUAUCAUACCCGUAACACAAAUCAGUUGAUUCUUCCAAUGCGAAUUUUUGUUAAAUGUUAAUUUUUCAAAUAUUUAAUGGACAAUUUAUAUUAAUUCAUAAGUUGAGUAUACAAAAUAAGUUGUUUCUAAUUUGUAAAAACAUUUUUCGACUGUAAGCGGUGGUCAGUUCAAUAUACAUGAGCAUGAAUGAAAUUCAAGAAUAGUAUAUUUAAUUUUUAUCUUUGGAAAAGAAAACAAUGAUUAAGACUGACCAAAUACUUCUCUGGCAUAAGUGUAAGGCUUGUUACAUACAAAAACUGAACAUGCAUUGGUUUUUUAUUAAAUUGCUAAGAACUCUAUGAAUAACAGAAAUUGUGCAUUUAAGUAUUAGUUAUGUUAAUUGUGUCAUAGACAAUAUUCUUAUAAAAUGGAUAUUGGAAUAGUUAAAAUUGCUGAAGAUAAGGAUUUUGAGAAGUUGAAACAUUUAUAUGAUGAUAAUAAUGAUUGGAGAUUAGAUUAUAAUAAACCUGAUUUAUCAGUUUGGACAAAAUCUGUAUCAGGAAUUAGUUUUAGAAUGGUAAAGAUUAGAACACGUUUUGCCGAUGUUCUACCAGAAACAUUAUAUGAUGUGUUACAUGAUCCUGAGUAUAGAAAGGUUUGGGACACCCAUAUGAUUGAAUCAAAAGACAUAGGCUUUUUUAAUCCAAAUAACGAUAUUGGUUAUUAUUCAAUGGCCUGUCCAUCUCCAUUGAAAAACAGAGAUUUUGUUCUACAAAGAUCAUGGCUUGAUACUGGUAUAGAGCAAUUAAUUUUGAAUCAUUCUGUUUUUCAUAAAGAUUAUCCACCAAGAAAACAAUUUGUACGAGCAACAUCUUAUCUUACAGGAUAUAUAGUAAGACCAUCUCGAAAUGGUGAUGGCUCUGAAUUAGGCUAUGUCUCUCAUACUGAUCCACAUGGAAAAUUACCAGUAUGGUUGGUUAAUAAAGUUACACAAAUAUUUGCUCCAAGAAUGGUUAAAAAAUUACAUAAAGCUUCUGUAGCUUAUCCUAAUUGGAAAUUACUUAAUAACCCAAAUUAUAAACCUUGGCAUUUCCCUGAACAAAUUGCAUCACCACGUAUAAGAAUUGAGGAUUGUGUAAAGUCUGCAGAAGAAAAAAAUUCAAAAAAUUAUUAUGUUGAUGAAUCAGAAUUAAAAGAGUCAGUUACAAUGGACAGUGAUUAGUUUUAUUCAUGAAGUAGAUGUUUCCAUUGUUAACAUUAAGAAAAUAAUAUAAUAGUUGAAAUUAUAAAAUGCAGUAUUAUAGAAGUUUGUAGUAUCAACAGAGCUUGAUGAAAGUUAAUUUAUUCGUGUAAAUGUGUAUAUAACUAUAUAUUAUCUAUAUACACAUCCACACAUCUAACUGCAAUUCAUUAAUUAUAUUGGUAAUAUUAGUAUCACAAAUAGUUAUAUGGCCUAUUGCAAUGAAUGACAGUAUGAUUAAUAAGAAUACAUCAUGGCCUGUCUUGUAUUAAAUAUUAUAUAGUUAUAGUUCCUUAUUGAAUCGGUGAUGUAUGUGUUGUUGAAAGUAUAAUUUGUUACAUGUGAUUCAACAUAACGCACAAUAUGCAGGUUGUAAUUUUUAAUUUAUGUGUUUAUCUAUUUUUAUUGUUUUAUGUGAGUAUUUAGGUAUUACAUAUAAUAAUUUUUGUAUAUAUGUAUAAAAAUUAUCAUUGAAGGUACAAAAGAUUUACAUAUUGUCUACAUUAAAUAUUUAUUAAGAUUAAUGCAUUAUAGCUCGAUACAUAGAUAAUGAUUGUAGCAUCUUAAUAUUACAAGUGCAAUUUUAGGAAUAUUAGAGAAAUCUUAGUGUUUGGAUACAAAAAUAGCGAUCACAUACAACAAUAUAAUUAUUAA
This is a messenger RNA of Bombus impatiens (common eastern bumble bee), 1879 nucleotides long. RefSeq names its product START domain-containing protein 10-like. The record is from RefSeq and is a predicted model, not a curated record. Gene Ontology annotation, molecular function: lipid binding. The coding region runs from base 413 to 1207 and encodes 264 amino acids. Lineage: Eukaryota; Metazoa; Arthropoda; Insecta; Hymenoptera; Apidae. The transcript is spliced from 8 exons.